CGCCCAUCAUGAACUGUGUCUCAAAGUAGCCAAUUUUGGUUAUCGAACUGAGUUCUCAUCAGGUUUCUUUGAAUCCAUUUCGACUACGAACUAUCAGCAUCUGUUUUGAAAGGUCUGAAUUCGUUCUUUGGAAAUGCGGCGGGAAUCGGAUCACGAGGUACAUGCUCACUAUUUCAUACACUUUUCAGAAUCCAAAAUACGACCAUGGGGGGUUGUUCACUAAAUUUAAAAAUGUACUGGAUGCUUCUGAUGAUGAAUUCAAAGCGAUCCACAGAAACUCUCACGAGGCCAUUGACUUGAUGGAAAAGAAAGUUAGAAAUGAAUUUUCUACUGAAGAAACUCGCCUUUCAACUCUGUUGGAUAGAUUCCACGCUAGACUGGGUUCUAAACCUAAUGAUGACAUCCGUCACAAAGUAAACCAAUUAGCAUUGAAACUUUCUGCAAUCGAUUGCCGCAGUUGUUCUCUCCACAGCAUCAAAAAUCGUGUUCUUGCAUCCAAAGAAUAUCAGAAUAAUUUAGAAACAUUGGUUACCUCUUUAGAGAAUUCAUACAAUUCAUUAAGGACAAUUAUUAUGGAGGUCGAUGAGAUGGAAAGGAAUUUAAUAAGGUUUUCUAGUGAUUGGCGUCUCUCCCAAGAAAGCGUGCUAUCAGAUAUGCGUUCCAUGCAGCAUAUCAAAGAAAAGUAUUUAAAUUUAUCGAAAUCCCUUAGUGAAUCAGAUCGUCAAUUAAGUGAGUUAUUGUCAUCCGUUGAAAAAGCACCUGAUCAGCGCCUUCUGAUGUCAUGGAAGAAAGAAAUUGAGGAAAUCAAAGAACGAAAGACAAUAUUAUCUAAUCGUGUGGACCAGUACAUGGGGAUUGAUAUCGAUACCACAAAAGCCGAAAAACAAUUAAGCGAUGCUCUUUCUCAAAUGGCAUCAGUAGACUCACAGUUACAGAAAAUUAUGGGUUUCAACGCAUGGAAUUAGAGCCCACUCCUCAAUAGAAAGCACUUACACCUAAAAAGCUUAUUGUAUCUUAUGUAUUUCACUGAUUACAUUGGUAUAAGCAUUCAUUGCCAAACGGAACAGCACGAUCUCUUGACUUGUUUGUCGACAUAUAUUUACACUGUUAAUUUACUUAUAAAAAAAUUUUAGUCUCAAA
Schistosoma margrebowiei is the source of this 1140-nucleotide messenger RNA. Lineage: Eukaryota; Metazoa; Platyhelminthes; Trematoda; Strigeidida; Schistosomatidae. The record is from the annotation of a GenBank genome assembly.